AUGAUGUUCUUCCUCGUAGUCCUGCCCUUCCUCCUGGUGAACGCUAAACCUGAUUACCAACCAUGCAUGCCCCUUGAUGAUUUGGAAAAAGUGAUUACGAAGUUUCUCAAUAGGACUAAUCUGGUAUGGGAAUAUUUGAUAGCAGUAUUAGCUCAAGAACAAAUACUGUAUCCAACACCACCGUACAGCCUUCUAUAUCGCAGAGUACAUGCCACGAAAGCAAUCUACAAUCUAACUGCACCCAUGGAAGACAAAGUACGUGAGACGCUGAAUAACACCGAGAUAACCAGAAUACACGUAAGUCACUGA
Molecule: messenger RNA, 309 nt
Organism: Ostertagia ostertagi
Lineage: Eukaryota; Metazoa; Nematoda; Chromadorea; Rhabditida; Trichostrongylidae
Source: the annotation of a GenBank genome assembly